This is a messenger RNA of Gongylonema pulchrum, 233 nucleotides long. Lineage: Eukaryota; Metazoa; Nematoda; Chromadorea; Rhabditida; Gongylonematidae. The record is from the annotation of a GenBank genome assembly.
AUGAUGAACAAUUCGACAUUUGGAUCAGCUCGGUUAAGGAUAAAACAGCCGGUAUAUACAUCUGAUAAGCGAGCCAAGUUUACGCAGAGGGAAAACAAAAAGUGGAUACGAUUUUGCACAGUUAUAGGUUAUAUAUUUUUUGUGUCGUUACCAGCAGCAUCACUGAGUGUUUAUUAUUUAUGGAUAUGGGAUCCUGAUUAUAUCAGUAGAGUAAGUGUAAUAUUUUCAUGAAG